This is a messenger RNA of Belonocnema kinseyi, 702 nucleotides long. RefSeq lists its product as uncharacterized. Lineage: Eukaryota; Metazoa; Arthropoda; Insecta; Hymenoptera; Cynipidae. The record is from RefSeq and is a predicted model, not a curated record. Bases 1 to 480 code for a protein of 159 amino acids. The transcript is spliced from 4 exons.
AUGCCUGAGAAUGACAAUCGUGUAGGGGAUUUGCUCAGGUCAUUGGACCAAGUAACCAACGAAGUUUGUGCAGAGAAGUCGGUCACUUUGAGCAAAUGUAUUCCUCUAGUGACCUUCCUUUUACAAACUGUAGAGGAAUAUCAGCCAUGUCAUCCCCGGUUUAAAAAGAUACUCUUCCGGAGUGCUCUGUCUCUGUCAGACCCUGUUCAAGGAAUCUGGAAGAAAGUGAAAUUCAAAAUCAGGGCGGAAUCGAAUGCUUCAAAUUUCAUGGUGGAAGAACCAGCGCCAACAAUACCAUCCGUAGCUUCAACAAAAAUAAAUUACAUUUGGGUAAGCUUCGCCAAUAUGGCACAUGAGAAACAGCCUGGUACUAACAACGAUAAUGCAGGAGGAUUCCCACUGGAAAUCACCCAGUACUUAACCAGAGCUGUUUCGUCACGACCAGUCAAUCCAUUUGACGAAUGGAAUGACAUGACAUGAAGCCACAUUACGCGCACCUUUAUAAAGUGGCCAUCGAAUACCUUCCAAUCCUAGCAACAUCAGUUCCAUCCGAAAGAGUUUACUCCAAAGCAAGACUCAUCAUGACGAAGCUGCGAAACAGACUCUUGGGGAAACGUCUCAACCAAUUAUUAUUUCUAUCAUCAGUCUCAAAGGCGUUAUGGUUUGAGCAAUAAUUCUAUGUUACAGUAAUUAUCAUUAUUU